UUUAAACCAAGCUAGUAGUAGAGUGGGUGAGAAAAAAAACCACAAAAGCUACAAUGCCCCAUUCUUCUGAAGCACAAAACUAAAGGCAAAAAAAAAGGGAGAAUUGAAGGAGAAACCAAAAGGGGGCAAGUUGCUAACAAGCCUAUAUAUAUUCAGGUGCAAUAUAAUGGCAAGUCCAAAACAGGUGAUGGAACAGCAGCAGCAGACACAGCUGCAGAUCCCUCUCCUGAAGAACUCCUCAGGAGUGAUCAGCUACAGCGGGAACACUCCAAUGGGGGACGACAAGGCGGAAGAGAUGACCCGAACAGCCCUCUCCACCUUCCGUGCCAAGGAGGAAGAGAUCGAGAGGCGAAGGAAAGAGGUCACCGACAGGGUCCAGGCACAACUAGGCCGCAUGGAGGAAGAAUCCAAGCGCCUAGCAGAAAUCCGCGAGGCGCUAGAAGGGUUUGUUGAUCCCGCGGGGAAGGAAGCUGCAGUGGUGCGCAAGAAGAUUGAUGUGGUCACUAGAGAAUUGAAGUCACUGGGGCAGACCUGCCAGAGAAAGGAAAAGGAGUAUAAAGAAACCCUGGAUGCAUUUAAUGGGAAGAGCAAGGAAAAAGCUCAGCUAAUCACCAAAUUAAUGGAGCUGGUGAGUGAAAGCGAAAGAAUGAGAAUGAAGAAGCUUGAAGAGCUGAGCAAGAAUGUUGAUACUCUGUGCUGAGGUGCUUAGCUAUGGGGGUCAACUUCUCUUCACUUGAGAACAAAUUCCUCUGUGAAAUUGUAACAUUUUCUGUGUUUAGUGUCUAUCUCUGUACUCUGUAUCUGGUUUUCUGCAGUCAGGAUUGAGUUUCCUUCUUCUGUAUUAUGUUUGUAAAGAAUCAUAUGAUUGGGCUUUCCUGUUACAGUAUAGCAAAAUGGGUUUUAAGAGUAACA
Molecule: messenger RNA, 912 nt
Organism: Ipomoea nil (Japanese morning glory)
Lineage: Eukaryota; Viridiplantae; Streptophyta; Magnoliopsida; Solanales; Convolvulaceae
Exons: 4
Coding region: 167-700 (177 amino acids)
Source: RefSeq, a predicted model, not a curated record